Molecule: messenger RNA, 950 nt
Organism: Salpingoeca rosetta
Lineage: Eukaryota; Choanoflagellata; Craspedida; Salpingoecidae
Product: dynein light chain 1
Exons: 2
Coding region: 189-458 (89 amino acids)
Biological process (GO): cilium assembly; microtubule-based process
Cellular component (GO): cytoplasmic dynein complex
Molecular function (GO): dynein intermediate chain binding; dynein light intermediate chain binding
Source: RefSeq, a predicted model, not a curated record
GCAAACAGUGGCUGUUGCCAAGCGCAACCGCACACACAAGAGCAAACUGAAAAAUCGUCUUCCUCUUGUCUUCCUGUGCUGCCUGCCCUUAUUGCUUGACAUUUUCCACGACCUGAUCCAACACCACUGUUCAACGCGGAGCCACCUGUCGACGACAAGCACCCCUUUCACCACCCCCACACCCAAUCAUGUCUGACCGCAAGGCUGUUGUGAAGAACGCUGACAUGUCUGAGGACAUGCAGCAGGACGCCAUUGACUGUGCCACCCAGGCUCUCGAGAAGUACAACAUCGAGAAGGACAUUGCCGCAUACAUCAAGAAGGAGUUUGACAAGAAGUACAACCCAACGUGGCACUGCAUUGUUGGCCGCAACUUUGGCUCCUACGUGACACACGAGACGAAGCACUUCAUCUACUUCUACCUUGGCCAGGUUGCCAUCCUCCUCUUCAAGUCUGGUUGAGCAAUCGCCAUUCUUCACGUUGUCAUGUACUAGCAACCACCGUCUAUAAGCUGAAUAUACCUUUGUUGUGGUGUGCAUGUGUUUCGUUGUUUGUUACGCUGGUCCGAACAUACACUGCUGUUUUGUGUGCGUGCUCGUGCCAGCCUGCCGUCGUACCGUAAGCGCUCUUGCGCCAAUUGCUCUGCGUGUUCUUCGCUGCACCACGCCCCAACUCCAUCAACAGUGUGUGGCUUGUCGUUGUGCGACAUGUUGUCGAGUCGGAUGACACCAACAUACUCCUUGUGCGUCGUCUCUGUUGUCUCCUUGGCACAGUUGGGGCCUGUUGUUGUCGUCCUUCCCCGCUUGCUGACUGGUAUCCUCUUCUCCGCUCUCUCUUGAUUGUUGUUGUUGUUGAUAAUGAAAGGGCGGUGUUGCCUGGUCUGGUCGUGUGCUGCACCUGUGUAUCAGAAAAGAAACCAAAGAAGCAAAGCAAGCGAUUCAGCAAAACGUGAA